GAUUUGGGUAAAGUGCAGGAUGGAAGGUGUAAUUUACCUGUAUUUAUUUUGCGGCAUUUGAAUGAAGCGUCUAGGGUUAGGGCUUUUAUUUCAGCAUCCGUCACUCCGACGUUGAAGCAGCAGCAGCAGCAGCAGCAGCGGGAGGAGGAGAAGAAGAUGAUAGAGGUGGUGUUGAACGACCGACUGGGGAAGAAGGUGAGGGUGAAGUGCAACGAAGACGACACCAUCGGAGACCUCAAGAAGCUCGUGGCCGCUCAGACCGGCACUCGUGCUGACAAGAUCAGGAUCCAGAAAUGGUACAACGUCUACAAGGACCAUAUUACUCUCAAGGACUACGAGAUUCACGACGGCAUGGGCCUCGAACUCUACUACAACUAGGUGCUAGGGAAGACAAUGAGCCAGACUUGAACCCCUAAUGUUGGUUAAGGAACCAAUCAAUAUCACUCUGCCUAAUAGGCUUGUGAUAAAUGUUUUCAUUCAAACUCGUGUGAUGAAUUUGUAAAAUUUGGUGAACAGAAGAACUUCAAUUGUAAAAUUUGCAUUUUAUUUUGAGAGAUCAGUUGGCAUUCAAGAUUGAAAAUAUCAGACUUGGAAACUUAUCACAUGCACUUUCUUUUCUUUUUUCUUUUUUCUUUUUCCUUUUCAGGCCUGGUAAGUGUAUGGUAAGCAGCCAUAUGACAGGGUUAAGGUUCUGCUCAAUGAAGAUGAGUGCCAUGAUUAGCAUUCUCUUUUAUGUGGUUGAUGUAAUGGCUUCUACAGACAAAUACUGUCAUCUUUUAUGUGGUUGAUGUAAUGGCUUCUACAAACAAAUACUGUCAUCAUAUAUAAAAUCAGUACAUAAAGUGUUGUUAACUUGA
Messenger RNA from Camellia sinensis, 857 nucleotides. The record is from RefSeq and is a predicted model, not a curated record. NCBI's taxonomy places the organism in Eukaryota, Viridiplantae, Streptophyta, Magnoliopsida, Ericales, Theaceae.